Molecule: messenger RNA, 2257 nt
Organism: Salvelinus fontinalis (brook trout)
Lineage: Eukaryota; Metazoa; Chordata; Actinopteri; Salmoniformes; Salmonidae
Gene: zbtb8a
Product: zinc finger and BTB domain containing 8A
Exons: 4
Coding region: 135-1541 (468 amino acids)
Biological process (GO): regulation of transcription by RNA polymerase II
Molecular function (GO): DNA-binding transcription factor activity, RNA polymerase II-specific; RNA polymerase II cis-regulatory region sequence-specific DNA binding; protein binding
Source: RefSeq, a predicted model, not a curated record
CCCACGUCAGCACUGCCGUUUUUUCUCGGUCUAUAAACGGGUUUCGGUCUUUAGGGCUGAGCAGGAAGUGGAGCGAAUGUGUACCCCGAACCAGUAAAAGAAGGAGUAAAAUUGCCAACUAAAAAAAAAAAAAAAUGGCAAUGGUGACAGAGAUGGGGGCAUAUCGGGCAACGGGCGAACCAAAUCACCUACAGGCCCAGCGGUGGUACCAUACGGACAUCACAGCUGAUCACCAGAGCUAUCUGCUGAAGCAGUUGGAUAAUCAGAGGCGUCAGGAGCUGUUCUGUGACUGCAACGUUCUGGUGGAGGGCCAGCUUUUCAAGGCCCACCGCAAUGUCCUUUUCGGCAGCAGCGGCUACUUCCGUAUGCUGCUUUCCCAUGGGGCCGAUGACAACGCAGAGCCGGUCAGCACCUCCUUCGAGGUCUUUAGCCCCGACACGUUCACCGUCAUCCUGGACUUCAUCUACUCUGGACAGCUGGACCUCUCCAGCCACAAUGUGAUCGAGGUGAUGUCCGCUGCCAGCUACCUGCAGAUGAACAACGUCAUCAGCUACUGCAAGGACUUCAUCAAGUCCUCCCUGGAGAUCAGUGCCAAAGAGGAUGAUGUCCGCUACCUCAGCUUGUCUGAGAACAGCUAUCCUCAGGGGGGUAGGGAGGACAACGCCAUAGACCACCAAGCAGCCACCUCCAUCAGCCCUCCCUCUGCCCUCUGGACCCACGACAGCUCCAGGCCCCAGUCCUCCAGGUACCUGGUGAAGGAGUUGGACCUGGAUGCUGCAGUUCUAAAGCAGGAUCUCAGUUCCCCUCCGCCCAGCCAGCAGCACAGCCCUGAGGUGGAGGUGUUGCCGGAUGCAGAGGAGCCCCAGUUUGCCCGGCCUCGUGCGGAGCGCAGACGGAAAGGGGCUGGCAAGAGGAAACCCUACUGCAUGCGCUCCUCAACAGAUGAGGCCCUGGCCAUACAAGAGGCCCGGUCACAAACGGCACAGAAGGCAGAUGAACUGUAUGCCACUCUACCUACCAUUGUGGGUGUUGUGGGACUCUUUAACAAAGACCCUAACCCCUCCAUGCGCUUCAAGUGCCCGUUCUGCACUCACACGGUCAAGAGGAAGGCAGACCUGAAGAGGCACCUGCGCUGUCACACGGGCGAGCGGCCGUAUCCCUGCCAGGCCUGCAACAAACGCUUCACCCGCCUGGAGCACCUUCGCAGCCAUUUCGAGACGAUCCAUCAGGCCAGGAAGCUGGUGUGCAGGAAGUGUAAGCGUCAGGUGACAGAGCAGAGUGGGCGGGUAGUGUGUGAGGGCUUGCGGCGCUACCGAAUGUGUACUGAGUGCAUCCAGGAGACGGGCUGUGAGGAUCUGCCUAUCGAUGGCCUGGAGGGGGCUAGCGAGGAGCCUACCCUGCUGCUGGGGGUGGACGGGGAGGAGGAGGAUGGAGACACACAGAGGAGUUGGCUGGUAACCGAUGAUGACGACCUGGCAGAAGACUCAGGAGCUGACCUUAUCAUACAGGAAGUGGAAGACAGCGAUGAGGAGCUUCAGUGAAAAUGUGUGUGUGUGUGUGUGUGUGUGUGUGUGUGUGUGUGUGUGUGUGUGUGUGUGUGUGUGUGUGUGUGUGUGUGUGUGUGUGUGUUUGCUUGACUGGGCACUUUUGUGUAUAAGUGUCUGUGAUAUUUCUCAACGUUUAUUGUCAGUGAUUAUAUAUAAGCAUCCACAUUUUGAAUGACUAUUCAUUGGAGAAAGUUAUGUUGAAUAAUCAGUGUUUAUAACUGUAAAUAUUAGAAUUUGUAAUAUAAUAGACUGCUUUUAUUCUCAACGAGACGUUUUCAAGCUUGUAUUUUCAGUUUAAUAUGAAAAGAAAAAGUGUUUGAUAUUCAAUGUACAAUGUAUAAUGUUACCAUUUUGUUUGUCAGCUUUCAUCUUUCUUUGCAUCAAGAAUAUUAACACUUAUUUCGAGCCAAAUACUCUUCACAACUUUGAUGUUAGUGAGGAUUUUAAGGGACGUCAAAGGGAAGUCAAUGGUGUUUAUAUAUGUUUGCCAAUGCCUUUCAUGUUAAGUCAACUACAGUGGACAGUGUUUGCACGUUUUUGUGUAGAGAAUGUUUUACUCUGUUAAUUGUUUACUAUUAAUUGUUUGUUUUUAUUUACAAAUGAAUUACUACACAUUAUUUUGACCAUGAUUAUUAUUGAUGUAUCAUUCAUGUUUAUUUAUUAUCUUUUCUACUUAUUUUACACACAUAAAAUGUAUAUUUUUAUAAGAA